UCCUUCUUUCACUCUUCUUUUUUCUUUUUUUUUCUUCCUUUCUUAACUUUUGCAUUUCAUGCACUGGUAUUUCCUUCAGGAAAUGCAUUUUCUAGUUUAUGAUUAUAAUUUUAGUUAGUUAGUUGGCUGAAUGGUGGUCCACAUACACCAUGCUUUUAUGUCACUGAAUCAUAUGGAAAAAUCACAACUAUUCUUUGAAGUGGAUUCAGCAUACCUAAAUAAUAUACAUACAUUCUUGCAGUGAAAGUCUGGGUCAACUUUAUAUAGAAAAAGAGGAAGGGAAAGAUUCAGAUCUGAGCUUUAUUGUGGACAUACACUAGAACAACAAGCUAAAUGGCAUUGAACUUUGCUAACCCACAGCCUGCUGUGAUUCAGCAUACAGGGUUUACAACGUUGAGGGAAAAUAUUUGAAGCAGUUACACGUACAGGAGUAGAUUGCGAAACAGGACAUAGAUGAGCUGAUAUCAGGUUUACCUUUAGGCUCUUCAAGAGGUGUGUUCUCUAGACAGGUGCAAGAGCAGUGAGAGCAAGGGUGACAUCCAGGAGACUGUCACAUGCUUCAGUGGUAGCAGAGGUUACAAUGAUGAAGGACAAGGCCAACCGGUCUUUAAAAGAUGAGUCAUAUUCAUGACAUAUAUCAUCUGUCAAAUCUCAUGCCGAGCCCAGAUCACCAAAAAACUAUUGAUGAAGCUGCAAGUUAAUUGCAUUAAAACAGACAAUAUAUGUAACUUCCAGGGGCCUCCACUUUAGUUUCUUUCUUGGGAAACAUCUUCAACAUGGAUACCAAAGAGAACAUAGGUUAUAGGUUCCUUGUGUACAGGAUUGGAUUUAAUUAUAUCACCUCUUUACUGAGACAUGGAUUUGUGGAUAUGAUGGAUAGAUACAUAUCACAUAACUGCUUAGGGUCUGAAGGAUCUCCCUGUGCUAAAAUCACAGUGGCUAAGAAUAUCUGCUAAAGUCUUUGUACAAACUUUAAUAUACCACAACUCUUUCAGCAAGCCCAAAGCAAACACACUCCUCCCUUGGUGUCUCUGACCCGCCAGCUGAAAAACACCAAGAGCAUGACCCCCACAUGCUGUAUUACGCAAGAACACAAGUUGGACCCUUCAACUCUCUCCACAGACCCAAACACUCAAACUCAAACUCAUAUGCACAAAAUCCUUUCAGCCAUGCAGCUCCUAUGGCUCUUCGAAGGGCUUGGGUUUAAGGGAGUUCUGCUGAUCAUUUUUGUCUUUCUCCUGAUUGCUGACUACCUGAAGAAUCGCAAGCCUAGCGGCUAUCCUCCAGGGCCAUUUCCACUUCCAUUUGUAGGGAACAUCUUCAGCAUGGAUGCCGAAGAACCACACAUCUAUCUGACCAAGCUGGCUGAGGUUUAUGGGAACAUUUUUGGUCUACGUUUGGGACGUGAUAAUAUAGUGUUCCUGAAUGGCUAUAAGAUAAUAAGAGAAGCACUGGUGGUCCAGGGAGAGAACUUUGUUGACAGACCCUACAGCCCCACUGUGGCCAGGGUCUAUGCAGGAAAUAGGGGUCUGUUCUUCAGUAAUGGGCAGACUUGGAAGAAACAGCGGCGCUUUACUGUGAGCACGCUCAGACACUUUGGCCAGGGGAAGAAGACUCUGGAGCUGGCCAUCUGUGAGGAGUGCCGCAACCUCAUGGAGGAGAUGGAGGGACAGAAAGGUGAGGCUUUUGACCCAACACAUUUAAACAGCGCUGUCUCCAAUAUCAUUUGCCAAAUGGUGUUUGGUCACCGAUUUGAUUACAGCGAUGAUACCUUCCAGAGGAUGCUGCACUACCUGUCUCAAAUAGUCCAUCUGGAGGGAUCUAUUUGGCAUCAACUGUACGAGGCCUUCCCCUCCAUAAUGAAACAUCUGCCUGGGCGUCACAACGACAUUUUCAGCAGCUACAGACACGUCACUGGUUUUCUGAAGGAAGAGCUGAAGAGACACAAGGAGAACUUUGACCCUGCCGACCCAAGAGACUACAUUGAUGCCUUCCUAGUAGAAAUAACAGAGAGGACACAUGACCCAGAUGAUGGCUUUGAUGAGGCCAACGUGGUGCUGAACUCACUGGAUCUGUUUAUGGCGGGGACGGAGACGACCACUAUAACCCUGCGCUGGGCACUCCUCUACCUGAUGAAGUACCCACACAUACAGGAGAAGGUCCAUGCUGAGAUAGACCGUGUGAUUGGACAGUCACGAGCGCCCAGCAUGGAUGACAGACCCAACAUGCCUUACACCGAUGCGGUCAUCCAUGAGGUCCAGAGGCUGGGGAACAUUGUUCCCCUGAAUGGCCUGAGGAUGGCUGCCAAAGACACAGCCCUGGGAGGAUACUUCAUUCCAAAGGGAGCAGCUGUGAUGCCCAUACUGACCUCAGUGCUGUAUGAUAAGUCUGAAUGGGAGACACCAGAUGAAUUCAACCCGGGUCACUUCCUGGACUCAGAGGGCAAGUUCAGGAGAAGAGAUGCCUUCUUGCCCUUCUCUGCAGGGAAGAGGAUAUGCAGUGGGGAGCAACUGGCCCGGAUGGAGCUCUUCCUGUUCACUGUCAGUUUGUUCCAGAAAUUCCGGUUUUCCGCCCUGGAGGGAGAAGAGUUAAGCCUGAAAGGGAUUGUUGCAUCUGGACGUAUUCCAUACCCUUUCAAGAUCCUCACUCACACAAGAUAUCAGUGAUUGCCAAAGCAAUAGGUUCUCAUCAAAAAGUUCCUGGCACCGGAAACAAACCCAACAAUUCCAGCCAGUCAACGCAUUGCUUCAGGAGCACAGAAGGGAAGGGUGUCAUUUUAUUUGCUGUUGAGCUCAAAUACCAAUAACCUUUUGCCAGAAUCGCAGACUCUACCUUUUUAUGGCUGCGGGACCAACAGUGUGAGCACAAAAAGCUUUAUUAUUAUUUUAAAUACAUUACUUUUUCAUAUCUGUUUUACCAUUGUGAUAUGCUGUCAUGUCUGUACUUCUGUACAGAACUGUGCAUACCCUGUUGAUUCAAACAAAUAAAGAGCAUAUUCAUUUUAAACUA
Molecule: messenger RNA, 3009 nt
Organism: Clupea harengus (Atlantic herring)
Lineage: Eukaryota; Metazoa; Chordata; Actinopteri; Clupeiformes; Clupeidae
Product: cytochrome P450 2J4-like
Biological process (GO): xenobiotic metabolic process
Cellular component (GO): cytoplasm; intracellular membrane-bounded organelle
Molecular function (GO): oxidoreductase activity, acting on paired donors, with incorporation or reduction of molecular oxygen, reduced flavin or flavoprotein as one donor, and incorporation of one atom of oxygen; heme binding; iron ion binding
Source: RefSeq, a predicted model, not a curated record